AUGACACGCUGCGAGCGGAAUUUUGGUGGCAUGCUCGUCAAGUCCACCAUUAGCGGUGUGUGCCGUGCAGCGUAUGUACGAUAUACACAGCAGGCUGUGUUGCCUGAUUUGGAGCUGCACAACGUUGACGCUGCUGCUCUGACGGCGGAGCCGGAGGAAGUGAAGGCGCCCGGUACAGAAGAACCAAACAGCCCAUUGGCCUCAGUGGACCAGGGAACGCAGUCAAGCGGGAUGAAACGCUGUCGUACUAGUCAGCAACCCGCCGGCGUUACAGCCGCCGCUGCCGCUAUCGACACCACCAGGGAACCGACAACAGGAAGCCAAGGCACCAAGAACCCUAGCUCUCCCGCACGACAACGUCACCGGCGCCAGCAGCGGGGUCCCACUUCAUCGGCACCGCCGGCAGAAGCCGCUGCAGGGCAUGCAGACGCUAACCCCGCCGCCGCCGUCCCCGCUGCCCUCCCAAAUCCAGAGAAUCGUUACGGGCAUGCACCCUCGAUUUUCAGGCCGCAGCUACCGGCACAUCUCAAGAUGGCGGACCCUGAAGCUCGGCAUGACAGAGCACCGGCCGCCAUUGCGGACCUGCCGCAAGCCGUCGAGUUGAACGAUGCGACCACUAGCCUGGCGCCAGCGUCAGCAUCCGCAGCUAAGCCACAAACCGAGGGCCCCGAUCCAGACAAUGCCAAAAGGCAGCGGCGCGCAGGCGCGGCCUCGGCCCCGGCGCCGCCGCUGCAGUCGGCGACGUUAUCUGCGGGGUCAAGGUCCCCCAAGGCGAUAUAUCAGCCGCCUCUUGAUGACUCGGCCGCCGCCGCCGCCGCCGGCGUUGGUCAGGCACAUGCGGCACUUCCCCCACCUUCUGUACCUCAGGAGCCUCAGGCUACUUCUUCAGCGGCUCAGGACCUGCCCGUAGUGCCGCCUGCUGCUGCUGCUGCUGCUGCUGCUGCUCGGAAUGCACUAGCCACCAAGGCGGCUGUAGCGCCGAGCGUCACGGCAGCGAGCAAUGCUGAUGGCGCCUCCUUUGGUGACGCUACUACUGCCAUUGCUGACUGUGCUACUGCUCCUGAGACUGCCGUCCCUGACCCGGAUGCUGCAGCUGUACAGCAAGCCGUACCAGAUGCGGGCCCUAGCGGUAAGGCGCCUGCCGGGCGCCCAAGUGCCCGGACGACGGCAGCAGGCGCCUCUGUCAGCGGCGUGGAUCCCGCUGCCCGUGGCCGUGUCAGCAGUAGCAUCGGCGGCGGCAGCGGCGGCCGCAAGCGAAGCGGCGUUGAUGGCGACGACGGCGUCGACGGGGCCGGGGGCAGGCCCUAUCGCCGCCGCUGCCUUGGCGACGGCAUUACGGCGGAUGGGCGCCAAGGCAGCGGCGGCGUUCAGGCAGUAGAUUUACGUACGGCGGUCCAAAGUUUGGGAACCGAUGGCCGCGGAGGGAUUGCAACGGUACCUCUCCCGGGGCUCGGCUCCCCGCCGCCGCCUAGGUCGCAUGUCGAACCCCCGCGGGCUGCCACACAGACUGCCACCGCGUCAACUACAGCCGGCGUCCCCGUCAGCGGCAGCCGGGAAGGAGAGGGCUGGCGGGUCCAGCAGCACCAGCAGCACCAGCACCAGCUGUUGCGGCAGCGUCCGGACGAUUCCGACGCCUUUGAGGACGAGCCUCAGCUGCAGCAGCCGCAGCAGCUCCUGCGUCGGGCGCACCAGUCGCUUCUUUCAGAGCUGCGUCGCCCCCCGUCCUCACGCCUCCUACUGGAUUCCACCGACGCGGUCACGGAUCUGUGCACGGCAGUGGAGCUGGUUCUGGAGCACCUAGCGGUAAAUGCUCAGGCGCCAUGCCGCAUCUCGCGGUCAUGUGAUGAUUUGGGGUUGCGCAGCUCUGCUGUGGUCGCCAUUACCGGCGACUGGAGGGGCCACGUGUCCUUACUGGCAGCUCUGCUGGCCACAUUGGGUGGAGCCAUCAGUGUCCUGUUGAGCGGCAGCGGCAGCAGCGGUGAAACCAGCCUAGAAGACGGCUCCAGGGGAUUUCCAGUUCCGCCGCCGCCGCCGCCAGGGCAGCGGAGCGACACCCACUUGGCGCUAUUGAUGACGGCAGCUGCUCAGGAAACAGCUGCAGUGGCGUUGGCGGCGCUCCACGCGUCAUGUCGCCAAAUCGGGUCCGCCUGCACCCGGGCUAUAGCGGCUACAGCAGCCGUAGCAACAGCAGCCGGGCGGACAGGGGAAGAGGGGGCGUCACUGCGGCCGGCAGCAGCUGCUGCGUUCGCGUCGAUCGCGGACCAGCUACACGCCGGAGGUAGAGCUGCAGCCACAGCAUUGGGAAUGGCAAGAGCAGCAGCGGCAGGGGCGGCGGCGGCGGCGUGUUCUACAACAGACCCAAAGGUCCCACUUUCCGUGGCGGCGGCGGCUGCCGGCGGGCUGCUGGAGGGCUGCGUCAUGACGGUACGGCUACAGCGGCUUGGGCAGCCCCAGGAGACCUUGCUACGGCUGUUACAGCCUUGCACGGACGUGCUCGAUGCCACGCUCCAAGAGGCAGCCGCAGCCGCAGCCGCCGCUGCCACUGUCGGAGCUGAGGCAGCCGCGCAGAGCUUCGGGGGCUCCUACUCGCCAUCUGCACUGAACAACGCAGGUCACCCACGGGUCGCAAUACUUGACAUGACGUUGGGCUAUUGCUGGUCAAGGCUGCGAGCGCAGCCCCCGCUGCAGGGCCCGCUGCAGCCUGCUGCUAGUGCGGCUGAGCACCUGGUGUCACCGGCGCCGGCAACCGCGGCGGUAUCUGGGGUACCCUGCUGGCACCCUGCACGAGGCGCACUCGGGGCCCUCAUGAUGGGAUCGUUAGGGUUCGCCCGCGUGCUACAGCUAGCAGUUUCAGGUGAAUCAGCAGAGUGUGCGGCGGCGGUCCUGGAGGGGCAGUCCCAAGGGUCACUAUUCGCCGACACGCAGCUGCUGGCCAAGACUGUUAUCGAGGUGCUCCGCAUGCCCGCGCCGCCGCCCGGGGGUUCGGCGGUGGCGCUGCCAAACGCCGCCACAUGUAUGACUCUGGCGAACGCGCUUCUAUCUGACGCGGCAGCGGCUGCGCGGCGGCUCAACCUGCUGUACGGCGGCGUGGCAGACACGCCGUCAGGUCGGGCUUGGCUGGCGGCGCUGCCGCCAUCGGCGACGGGGUGCAUCCGGGGGGUGCUGGAUAAGGCCUUUGUUUGUGAAGUCAGCGUGCUGACGGCGGCGUACGGCAUGUUGUCGUCGGCGUCGCAAGUGCCGCCGGCAAAGGCUGUGGCGACACCAGGCGGCGACGCCGCAACGGCCGAUAGGGCGGGAAGCGCUAGGGCGCAGGUAGCACGGGGCGAGAGGGCGAGGGCAGCGGCUGCGGCCCUAGGGGCGCUGGCCGACUUGCAGUUUUGUGCGCUACAGUUGCGAGCACACGGAGACCUGGUUGCACGACUCAGCACAGACGCCUUGUCAUCGCCGGCGGCGGCGCUGCCGCCGCUACUGGCACUGCUGCCGUGCUACCCUGCCUUUGAAUUAGCGUACGGCAGCGGCGGCCGGGGCAAUGACGGCUUUGCUGCCGUUCCGGUGGCGGCUUCUCGCCUCGCAUUCCUGCUGCCCCUGGCGGCAUCAUGCAUGCCGCAUGCUGAGGACUUGGGCGGAGCAGCGUACGUCGUGUUGCCGUACAUCUUUCUGUUGCUCAAGGGUGCGCCGGAGUCGGUGGCUCAAGCAGCACACGCAACUUGGGCGGCUCUGGUGUCGAGCCUGUGCGAAAAGGAAACAGCGGUUACAGCAGAAGCAGCAGGAAUUGCUGGGAAUGUACGGCGGCGCCCCGAUGGCGCUAGUAGCACCGUUGCUGAGAAGAGCCAGGGCCGGAGCCGUGCGGGCCCGUCGAUAUUGCACGGACGACGUGGCCUGACGACCAUCGGCAGUGGCGGCGACGGUGGCAUUCAAGGCGUGUUGGCGGCUGAGGAGGAGGAGGAGGAGGAGCAGCGCCGCAGCGUUGCUGGCGUGGCUUUGGCCGCCUCCAUGCUGCCGUACUACAUCGACCGUACAUGCCAGGAGCCGUGCAGCGAAGGCGACCUGGAGCUGCUCGAGUGGGGUGUACGACAGGCGCUUCAAUCUCUGCCGGAGGCCCAUCCUAUGAAGGCCUGGUGCGCGGCGCGCCUGGUCAUACAGCUGCGCGAGUGGGCGACGGCAUGCGACGGUGUUGCGGAGGGACCGUCCUUGGCAAAGGGCCCAUCAGGGCACGAGCGAAGGCUGCGUGUCGGAACGAGCGGCGGUGACGAGAAAGAGUCGCCUGGAGCAGCAGCAGGUUGCGAUGCGCAAGUCCUUACUCGGCGCUGCGCGGGUAUCGUCGCAGGGGUUAUGAUGGUAAUAGAUUUUCGCCUCGUCCCGCAAGCCCUGGGCCGUCUAAGGGUGGAGCUUCAGACUUUGCCUUUGGGCGGAGGGCUUAUCCUGCAGCAGUUUCAUGACGUGUGGUUGACGUGCAGUGAUUAUGGCAGGAAGCAGCUUCUGGAGGAGUGGUUUAGACAUGUGCUUGCGAAGAUGCACGUGAGAGCGAAGCUGUGA
This is a messenger RNA of Volvox carteri f. nagariensis, 4536 nucleotides long. RefSeq lists its product as uncharacterized. The transcript is spliced from 9 exons. The record is from RefSeq and is a predicted model, not a curated record. NCBI's taxonomy places the organism in Eukaryota, Viridiplantae, Chlorophyta, Chlorophyceae, Chlamydomonadales, Volvocaceae. Bases 1 to 4536 code for a protein of 1511 amino acids.